Molecule: messenger RNA, 1805 nt
Organism: Betta splendens (Siamese fighting fish)
Lineage: Eukaryota; Metazoa; Chordata; Actinopteri; Anabantiformes; Osphronemidae
Gene: syngr2a
Product: synaptogyrin 2a
Exons: 4
Coding region: 114-776 (220 amino acids)
Cellular component (GO): neuromuscular junction; synaptic vesicle membrane
Source: RefSeq, a predicted model, not a curated record
CGGGGGGCGGGGCUCUGAAAGUUUUCAGGAAGUUGUGUGACAAUCGAAACUUUCCUGGGACUCGUCGCAUUGCUUGAAAACUGCGCGACAGCCGCUGUGAAGUGCUUAAAAAAAUGCAGGGCAGCGCUUACGGGGCCUCGCUGGCCGGCGGCACGUUUGACUGCGAGGGCUUCGUCAAGCGGCCGCAGACGAUCCUCCGCUUCCUGAGCUGGAUCUUCUCUAUUGUGGUGUUUGCGACCAUCACAGCAGAAGGCUACAUUAACACCAGCAAAGAGGCCACUACGACGUGCGUGUUCAACGGCAAUGACAGCGCCUGCAGCUUUGGAGUCGGGAUCGGAAUCCUGGCCUUCUUGGCUUGCGUCGCCUUUCUGAUUCUGGACGCCUACUUCCCACAGAUCAGCAAUGCCAAAGAGAGAAGAUACAUCGUUAUAAGCGACCUGGCAUUCGCAGGUUCUUGGACAAUACUGUGGUUCAUCUGCUUCUGUUUCCUGGCCAACCAGUGGUCCAACACAAAAGAGUUUCUCCAUGCGGAUGCUCCCCGAGCUGUCGUGGCCUUCUCCUUUUUCUCAAUCAUCACCUGGGCGUGUUUGACUUACUUUGCAUAUGCAAGGUAUCGUGAGGGUGUCAGUGAAUUUGAUCAGGACUACAGAGACCCUGCCAACGACCGCACUACUCCAUACCCUCACGCUCCAUACGACAGCGGCCCCACGGGUUACCAGCAGUCCCCUUUCUCCAACCAGCAGCAAGCAGGGGAGUACCAGCCUCCGACUUAUUGAAGAACUAGGAUUCAAACACAUGAAUCCAACGGGAGCUUUCUUUUAAAAAGAUGUGCUAAUGGUUUGAACUGGGAUAGUCCUUGGCACUACAAUUCUUUUCUUCCUGCAGAAAGUGUUUCUUUUUUUUGUUUUACAGUUUUGGGUGCACUGAUGUGUUAGUUCCACUGUUGGAAGUGCCAUAUAAAGCAGCUGAACUUUAAAAAAAGAAAUUGUUUUGUUAGUUGAAGAUUGUUUUAAUAAGUGAGAGACUGUGUGCCAUUUUCCUUUCACCUACACACUCGUGGUUUCUCCAGUGCCCCUUUUUGUUUUUAUGCAAUUUAAGAGCUUUUACUGUCGAGGCAAUAAUCAGCAGGUUGGGAUUUACUUGUGUGUUUUGUUGGUAAGAUGGACAAACUGUUUUAUUGUUACUGUUCAGCACAAAUACAACUUAGUAGUUUAGGAGCAAUAAUCAAACAACCACUUCUGAAAUGAUUUGUUACCUUCUUUUUUCCACAGAAAACAAACCCAUUUACUUAAUAAUUAAUGGGUGCAUUGAAAAUGUUCCCUUUGUAUCUACUGCAAUGUCAGGUCUGUGUGUCCUUUUUAAAUAAUCAACCACUGAAUGGCUUUUGUGCACUGAGAGAACCUUUUUUUUGAAAGCAGCUUCCUAUUUCAGCAGUAGCUGAUCUACAAUGGCUAAUAUUCAGAAUGUAAUACUACUACAGUUUAGUAUUUGACUCUAUUUUGCUUUGAGAUAGCCAAACCAUUUAUUUGCAUUCGCUGCUGUAGAUGUGUAAUGUGCCUUUACUGAGAAAAAUAUUUUCAAGCCUCAAAUUCCGCACGUUUGAUUUUAAUAAUUUGGUGAUUUCACAGAAUUUACAUAUUUAUUAUUCCAAAUGACAAUCGAACCAUAUAUUUCCUACAUUGUAUUUUCAUACUGUGGCUUUUACACGUGUUGCAGUUUUACUGGUAUAUGGUUGGUUCUCAUUAAAGUGCCUUUUACAGUAUUCUGUAUCACACAGGGUUUGCCAAAUAAAAACUGGUCAGAAA